AUGGCAAAGUGUACAGAAGCAAAGACGCACCCAAUCAUCAAGAUCGAAGCAGAUUCUUUGUUUACAGAGGCAGAACUAAUUCGGAAGACAGCGGGGGAGGAAGACGAGCAGGUUACAGAAGGCAUCCAUGCGCGUGAGAUCUUCGAUCUGAUUCACUCCAUCAAUGACCCGGAGCAUCCACUGACUCUAGAAGAAUUGAAUGUAGUAGAGCAAGUCCGGGUUCAGGUGAGACCUGAGAGCACAGCGGCCGUGGCCUUCACACCCACCGCUCCUCACUGCAGCGUGGCUACCCUCCUUGGCCUGUCCAUCAAAGUCAAGCUUCUGCGAUCUCUUCCACAGCGUUUCGAGAUGGUCGUGCACAUUACACCGGGGACCCAUGCCUCAGAACAUGCAGUGAACAAGCAACUUGCAGACAAGGAGCGGGUGGCAGCUGCCCUGGACAACACCCAUCUGCUGGAGGUUGUGAACCAGUGCCUGUCCGCUCGCUCCUGA
Messenger RNA from Molossus molossus (Pallas's mastiff bat), 492 nucleotides. Its product is annotated as cytosolic iron-sulfur assembly component 2B-like. Lineage: Eukaryota; Metazoa; Chordata; Mammalia; Chiroptera; Molossidae. The record is from RefSeq and is a predicted model, not a curated record. Gene Ontology annotation, cellular component: cytosolic [4Fe-4S] assembly targeting complex. Gene Ontology annotation, biological process: iron-sulfur cluster assembly.